Molecule: messenger RNA, 666 nt
Organism: Erigeron canadensis
Lineage: Eukaryota; Viridiplantae; Streptophyta; Magnoliopsida; Asterales; Asteraceae
Product: probable glutathione S-transferase
Exons: 2
Coding region: 1-666 (221 amino acids)
Biological process (GO): glutathione metabolic process
Cellular component (GO): cytoplasm
Molecular function (GO): glutathione transferase activity
Source: RefSeq, a predicted model, not a curated record
AUGGCAGAAGACAAAGUAAAGUUGUACGAGGAUGGACGAAGUCCAUAUGUUUGCAGAGUGAAGAUUGCUUUGAAUCUCAAAGGAAUCACAUACGAAAACAUCAUAGAAGAUCACAGCAACAAGAGCCCCGACCUCAUUAAGUAUAACCCUGUUUAUAAAAAGGUGCCAGUGUUGGUUCACAACGGAAAUCCCAUCUCCGAAUCACUUGUCAUCGUAGAGUACAUUGAUGAUGUCUGGAAAGGCGAGGUUCCGAUUUUGCCUCAGGAUCCUUAUGAGAAAGCGGUUGCUCGAUUUUGGGCAAAUUUCAUUGAUGAUAAGUGCCUGCCUGCAAUAUACAACGGAAUCCGCAGCAAUGGAGACGAACAAGCAAUGUCAGAAGCUUAUAAGCAGCUUCAAAUACUAGAAAGCGAGCUCAUGAUCAUCGGAGUCGAAGGUAACAAGUAUUUUGGAGGUGACAACAUUAACUUGGUUGAUAUCGCUGCUGUUUUCCUGGCCUAUUGGCCUGGAAUCAUUGAAGAAACAUCCGGAAUAAAUAGCGUCCCGAAAGACAAGUUUCCCAAAAUAAUUGAAUGGGCUAAUAACUUGCUGAGCCUUCAAGUUGUCAAGGAAAUAUUACCUCCAAGAUCAGAACUGGUUGUAUUUUUCAAGAAGCGAUAUGGUAAUUAA